This is a messenger RNA of Rhagoletis zephyria (snowberry fruit fly), 2301 nucleotides long. The record is from RefSeq and is a predicted model, not a curated record. Lineage: Eukaryota; Metazoa; Arthropoda; Insecta; Diptera; Tephritidae.
AUGUCACAUUCGAUUGCGUCAUCUGCACUGUUGCAACAUCAAGUAAAUGAGCCCGAACCAGUACAGAACAUUAACACUUGCUGUGGUAACCCUUCUAGCAGCAACGCAACUACAAUGUUUACAUUUGAAGAGGCCGUUGAGGCAACUGAAGACAUGAAAGUAGAGCCCGAUCACUUUGAGAGCCACAAUGUCGUUUUGAUUCCCGAUGAAACCGAUGAACAACAACAGCAUCACCACCACCACCACCACCACCACAACCGUGGUCAGCACCUCUACAGUAAGGUGAAUCGUGCUAGAAAGAGUACCGAUGAGGCCAAUAACAGUAAGGCCUCACUCUGCCUGGGUGAAAGUGAACACAUUGAAACGUUGCGACGCAUCGAGGAGACGGAAUCACGCCGCCUGUGGGCGAACAUUGUCGCCUUCUGUCGGCUGAACGCCAUCAACUUCAUCGACGACUCAUUUCCGCCCAGCAAUGCGUCGCUGUACGCUGCACAAAGACAGCAGCAUCAGCAACAGCAAAACCCAACUGAGCCGGCCAUUGCCUUCUCAGCCAGCACAGCCAACACCACUGAAAUCUUCUGGGCACGGCCUGAUGAGCUGCGAUCAGAUCCGGCGGAAAGCAUCAGCAGUGACCAAGCUGCUUCCCAGUGGACCGUCUUCCGGGGCGCCCCCCGCCCCUCUGACAUCUCCCAGGGCAUCCUCGGCAACUGCUGGUUCCUCUCGGCGCUGGCCGUCCUCGCCGAGCGCCCCGACCUGGUGCAGCGGGUGAUGGUGACGCGGAGCCUCUGUCCGCAGGGCGUCUACCAGGUGCGCCUCUGCAAGGACGGCCAGUGGCGGACGGUGCUGGUGGACGACCUGCUGCCCGUCAGCAGGGCCCGCCAGCUGGUGUACUCGCAGGCGAAGCGCCGCCAGCUCUGGGUCCCCCUCAUUGAGAAGGCCCUCGCCAAGGUGCACGGCUGCUACGAGGCGCUCGUCUCCGGGCGCUCCCUGGAGGGCCUCUCCACGCUGACCGGCGCCCCCUGCGAGUCGAUUGCACUGCAGUCGCCGGCAAACUCCGCCGCCACUGAGGAGCCCAUGGACGUGGACCUGAUCUGGGCGCAGCUGCUCUCCUCGCGGGCGGCCGGCUUCCUCAUGGGCGCCAGCUGCGGCGGCGGCAACAUGGCCGUCAUCGAGGCGGAGUACCAGGCUGUGGGACUGCGCCCUCGCCACGCCUACUCAGUCCUCGACGUCGUCGAUGUGACCGGGCACCACCUCCCACCACCACCACUUCGCCUUCUCCGCCUGCGCAAUCCCUGGGGCCACUUUGUGUGGAGCGGCGACUGGUCGGCGGGCAGUCGCCUGUGGACGGCGGAGCUGCGCGCCCGACUGCUGCCCCCGGGCGGAGCGGAAGAUGACGGCGUCUUCUGGAUCGCCUUCCCCGACGUCCUCCGCUACUUCGACAGCAUUGACAUCUGCAAGAUUCGCGCCGACUGGCAUGAGCUCCGCCUGCAGGGCGUCCUCCCGCCGAACGCUUUUGACAUUGACAACAUUCCCGUAGCGCAGCUGACCGUCCUGGAGCCCACUGAGGUGGAGUUGGCGCUCUUUCAGGAGGGUCAUCGCGGAAACGGAAGGGCCAAGUUUGCGCCGCUCGACCUCUGUGUGGUGCUUUUUCGGAAAACUCACAUCUCCACCAUGUCAAUCGGCCCACUGGUGGCGCACAGCCGACGGCAGAUUCGCGGUUUUGUCGGUUGCCAUGCAAUGCUGGAACCGGGCGAGUACACCAUCAUGUGUCUGGCUUUUAACCACUGGAACACCAAAAUUGUCUCAUACAGUCACUACCCAAAGUUCCUCCUUGCGGUGCACAGCUCAAAGCGACUUCUGGUGGAGACAAUCACUGCGCCGCCUUUCAUUCUCGCCGACUCCAUCAUCAGGCUUACCAUUGAAAAGGGGCAACGCCAUGAGGGUCGUGAAGGGAUGACUGCGUACUACCUGACCAAAGGCUGGGCCGGCCUGGUGGUCAUGGUGGAGAACCGCUUUGCCGACCGCUGUGUUCAGGUCAUCUGCGACUGCACCGAGUCAGUCAAUGUCGUCUCCACUCGAUCCACGCUGCGAACGGUGGACUCCAUACCGCCCCAACACCGUCAGGUGAUCAUCGUUCUGACGCAGCUGGACGGCACUGGUGGCUUCAGCAUUGCCCACCGCCUGACGCACCGCGUCUCCUACAGUUCCGGCCUCCACGAUUGGGGCCCAUUUGGGACUAAUCACGUGCCGCCAAUUGAUCGUUUCAUGUACGGUCUCCACGCUCCUCGACCCAUUGUUUGA